This is a messenger RNA of Cololabis saira (Pacific saury), 5163 nucleotides long. It is a transcript of the gene cfap65, whose product is annotated as cilia and flagella associated protein 65. The record is from RefSeq and is a predicted model, not a curated record. Bases 1 to 5163 code for a protein of 1720 amino acids. The transcript is spliced from 33 exons. NCBI's taxonomy places the organism in Eukaryota, Metazoa, Chordata, Actinopteri, Beloniformes, Belonidae.
AUGUUCACCUUCUGUGAUAAAGUCCAGCCCUCUGUCGCCCUCUACAGGACAAAGCAGAAUUCAAGGAAUCAACACAGACAAUAUGGUGGGAAGUGCCAAAGACAAGGCCAAAGAAUCUGCUUCUUUGGUUUGGAAACUAGGCCAGAGCUGCUAUGGGAGGACUGGGACCCCGGAAAGGAUUUCACAAAGACCUUGGUGUUAAAAAACAUUCAUAAUAACCUUAAGAAACUGAACAUAAGGUUCCCAGUGUCCAAUUUGUUCUCUUUGUUGAGUCCUCAGAAGGUUGUUAUCAGUCCCGGUACUUCUUUCUCCAUUCCGGUCACCUUUAGACCGCUCCAAAGGUGUGAGUACGAGGACAGCAUUGAGUUUCAGAGUGAAAACGGAAGCUUUCAAGUAUGUCUCCGUGCCAUCGUUCCCUGUCACAUCCUGGAGGUGCCUGAUUCUGUGACACUCCCAAUCUGUGCUGUUCAAGACUGCUCACAAACUGACUUCCUGCUUAAAAAUGUCAGUAAACUCCCCACAGCCUUCCAAUGGGAUUGUGCAGCACCAUUCCAGCUGAGCCCAGAGGCAGGCAUGUUGAAACCAGGCAAGGAGUGUCAUAUCAGGGUGGUUUUUCAACCACAGACGGAGCUGGUGUACCAGCAGCAGGUGUACUGCAGAUAUGGAGAAGAAGGGGACAAGACUGAUAGCUGCUGUGGUGUACUGCUAAAGGGACUAGCCAAAUACCCAUAUCUUGAAUUCAGGAAUCACAGUGGCAAAAAGGAAGGAAAUCACUGCACUGCACCAGUUCUGCAAUUUGGGUCCGUGGCAGUGGGACAGCAUCUGUGUAAACACUUUGACAUCUUCAACCCCUCUCCCGUGGAUGUGUCGUUUUCUCUGUCCCGGCUGCCUGAAAUGGUACCAGUGUUUGGUUCAGAGUUCAGCUGUGAUGUCACGAGGGGGAAGGUGGCGCCUGGUCGAUCACUGCGAGCUUCAGUCACUUAUUCUCCUACGGUGGUGGACACUGUCUCUGUUGACUACUUGGCUCUAAAAUAUAAAGGGGCACUCGAAGAAACACAACUCAAACUAACUGGAACAUGUACAGGUGCCAUAGUUUGCUUGUCCUCCUCUUUGGUGGACUUCGGAUGUGUCAAAGAAGGAGGUUCUGUAGUGCAGACAUUGGAUCUGAUUAAUUCUUCGCCUGUUGAGGCCGUCUACCAAUGGGAUAUUGACUGUGGGAACAGUGUAUUUCAUAUUCUUCCAGUAAGCGGCAUUGUGCUCGCACAUAGCCAAACCAAACUCAGGGCAAUCUAUAAACCCACACAGUCUAUGGCACACCACAGGCGAGUGGCAUGUCUGGUACUACACAGGGAUCCAGUGUUUCUAAACUUGAUUGGUACCUGUCACACAGAGAACCACAAGCCAGCUAUCCUGAAACCUAAACAAUUAGUUCUGCAUGAGCUUCACAGGUACCCAAGACAGCAGUCACCAAACUCUGUCAGUGCCUUACAACAUUGUCAUAAUACACACCUGGACCAGCAAGGAGCACUUUCCACCAUGGAGGAGUUAAAUCAAACACCAAACAGUGCUGCUGUCAUGUCAACUAGACCUAUGGAUGAAUUUUGUCAAACUUCCAUGGAAUGCAUGGACUCCUUUUCAAAAUCUCCAUCAUCUCCACUUGUGUCUGUGGUGCCCAGUAUGCUGCUGUUCAACCAUAAAAUAGCAACUUCUUUUACAUCAUCAUCUGCUUGCUCACAGUCUGUUACCCUCACAAACAACAGCAGACUGAAACUCAGCUUGGUGUGGACUAUUUCCCCAAAUUCUCCAUUUGCCGUAUCUCCUGCGUUCUCUGACUUAGCCCCAUUAAAGUCCACUUCAUUUCAAGUAACAUAUGGUCCCAAGCAGGUUAAUACUUUGCAUGGAGGACAACUCGAAUGCUUUGCAUACUAUAAGGGUGAUCUAGGAGAGCAACUGAUGUGUCCACCCUGGUGUGUGACAAUAAGAGUCAUCGGUCACUCUUUUCAGCCGGGAAAAGAGCAGUCCAUACCUCGCUGCUCCCUGAAGCCUCAUCAAGUGGCAUUUCCAGCGCUCGGUGUCAUUUCCUAUCGAACCGUGCUGUUGCAGAAUGAUGGAGACCUGCCCCUUACUUUCUACCACAGAAAAGACCACAACUCAACAGAAUCUGUGCAUGUAGAGCCAGCCUGUGGUUUCAUCCAGGCAGGGGAUCACCAAAUUCUCACCCUCAGAGCAGUUCCCUCAGAGGAUAGUCCCAAACAGGGCGUCAACUUAUUCUUACAGCUCAAUGCGGGACAGUUCAAAAAGGAACUGACAGUUGUCAGUGUGGCAGAAAAGCCAUGUGUGUCUCUAGAAAAUGGCAGCAGUUUAUUUUUCCAUCCAACAGCUGUUGGCUCGGAAACUCAGCUCACCCGUCACAUCAGAAACUUAAGUCGUUUCUCUAUACGGUUUCAGUGGAACAUCCCGGAACAAGACCAGGAGCUUAUCUCUGUCAAACCAGAUGGUGGUGAACUGCAUCCCAAUGACUGCUCAAUCCAGAUGUGGUCCUUUCACCCUUUAGCAGAGAAAACCUACACAAUCAAACCUACUCUCACAUUCUGGCCGGUCCAAAGUGAUGGAUCCAACAAGACACACCUUACCCUUGAAGUGUUUGGGACUGGUUCCAAGGGCUCCUUAGAGGCUGAGAGAGCAGUGCUGGAUGUGGGGGAGAUACUAGUUGGAAGCUAUCAGACAGUUGAGGUUGCAUUGGUGAACCGCAGCCCCUGUCCUGUCUCCUUCCAUCUUUCUGUACAGCAGAUGCUUACAGAUAACCAGAUUUAUGACUCUGAAGCUGAGCAGUGUGACCUGAAACUGGACUGUGAAAGGGGAACCAUCCCCUCAGGCUCCAAAAUGCUACUCCAAACCACUUGCAGACCAGGCAGACAAGCCCAGUAUCUGUGGACCAUCAGCUAUCAGACUGUAAACUCCAGGGGGUUGGUGUCAUGCCCUCCUCAAGCACUGUGUAAAGUGCAAGCUAAGGGUGUGUUUCCCACCUUACAAGUGAUUGAUGCAUGUUGUGGUGAUAGCGUGGGCAUGCUCAGCAAAGUGCAAUUGUGGAAUUUAUUCCCUCUGGACAGCUUAAAUCAGCACCUGCUAUCCACACCCUCCCCUGCAGAACUCACUUUUCAAACCCCUAUGAGGCACAGUCUGAACAGUUGUCCUUCCAUCUUCACCAUGUUGGAUUUCAACUUCAGUUCUGCACCUCUGCAUUCAGACCCCUCUGAUUUUGUUUUGAUGUUUCACAACCCUCGUUCUAUCCCAGUUGACUGGGCCUUCUUAUUUCCAAAGGACCAGCAGAUAGAACUGGAGUACUGGGCGGUAACAGGAGAGUACAGCAGCACAGAGCUGGACCACAUGAAGCUUCUAGACAGUCACGUGUUCAGUGUUUCUCCUCGUGCUGGAACGUUGCUCCCUGGCCACAAGAGGGCAGUGAACUUCAGCUAUCGCCAUGACUUUGCUGGAACAGAUCGGCUUCCUGUCGUUUUCAAACUCUCUUAUGGCAGAGAGAUCUUGCUGAACUUUCAAGGGGUGACUAUAGAAAGAAAUGAACCAUAUCUUCACUUUGCCUCUACUCGACAUGUCUUCAGCUCUGUAGCUAUUGGGGAUGACAAUCCUCCAAGACAGAUGUUUGAAUUACACAAUGGAGGGGAAGUACCAGUCCAUUAUGAAGUGGAUGCAGCUGCGUUGUCACAACUUCAGGAGAACAACUUUAACCAUCCAGUGCUCUGCUGCCUCAAUCCAGAGGGAGACAUCCUUCCUGGGAAGACAGCUGUGCUUGAAUGGAUCUUCUCUCCACUGGAGGCUAGGCUGUAUCAUAUGGAUGUUCCUAUCCAUAUUCAGGACACCAAUUCAACCCUGAUGAGGUUUGAAGGAUAUGGGCUCGACACUUCAAUGCAGGCCUCCUCAAGCCCCUUUACAUAUAGCGAUUUUAAAGCUUGGGGAUACCAGGUACAGAGGACACCCUUCCAGGGACAGGUGUUAUUCCUGUCUGAAGACAACAUUUUCCUAGGCAAUAUCUUUGUUUCCUCACAAUCUUCAAGAAACCUCUUCCUCACCAAUGUGUCCCAAGCCGACACGGCUCACUAUGUAUGGGAACUGCCCCUGCAGGGCAACCAGCAGGUGGUGCGGAUCCACCCAGAGCAUGGCUGUCUUCGUCCAGGGGAAUGUGUCCUUUGUGUUGUUACCUUCACUCCUACUGAUUACCCCACCAUUUAUCAGCUUGAUCUCAUCUGUCAGGUUUCUCUGGAGGCCUCUCUUGAUCGGUAUCAUAACACUUUACGGAACUGGGAAGAAGCGCAGGAAAGACAGGAAAAUGAAUUUAUCAUCACAGACAAAAAUGUCCCAGAGCGCCAAAAGGUUUCGACAGAUAAGGAACCUUUAGCAUCUCCUGCAAAAAAAGGACCACCGCUCAGAAAAUACAAGACUCUUCCUCCCAUUAGUGCAAGUUGCGGCUGGGAACCAGUGGGCAGUUUACAUGCCAAACAAAGAAAAGCUGAGCAUCAGUUGCACCGAGGAAAAGCAAAAGUAUGGCGACGUCCUGAUCCCCCCAAACCUGCUCUGCUGCACCUGAGUGUUUCAGCACGCACCCAAAAGCUCCCAGAAAACCUCAUACGUUGUCCUGAUCGAUGCCAACGUUUGAUUAAGACACAGCAACCUGUGAAAUCGUCUGCAGGCACAUAUCCCCCUCCAAUAUCAGCACAUGGUCCUGUGAGAGAAAUCACAGGGAACAUACUAACUUCUCUGCUAAGGAACAUACUUGAUGAUUCAGCAUUUAUCCAGUCUCUGGUUACUUUAGCCUGCAAGCCCAAAAUCUACCAGCCUACACAACUGUCUACCGACCACGUUCUCAGUGCUCCACCACCCUCUUGUGUCCCAACAUGUGUCACCUCUUCUUCUUCCACUAUACCUCAAUCUCACAUUCGAUUGGAUGGGACAAUGGACAGAGAUCGGGCAGCAGGCUGUUUGGAAAACACAUUUCAAACACAGAGCCCUGAGCAUGUCCCUGCUGACAGCAGUGAGGCUGUUUUGCUGAACACCCUGCAGAACGUGAUGAUGGAAGCCGUCAGAGGAGAGCUUGUCCUUACAUCACACCCUUGCUCGGUCAUCCUGCCGCCGCUUUCUCAGAGGUGA